Elaeis guineensis (African oil palm) is the source of this 3931-nucleotide messenger RNA. Lineage: Eukaryota; Viridiplantae; Streptophyta; Magnoliopsida; Arecales; Arecaceae. The record is from RefSeq and is a predicted model, not a curated record.
AAAUUUUUUGUUUUUAAUGCGUAUUUCUUGUAAUUUUGAGUCCAAUUUAUGGUCCGGAUUCUUUUUUCUUUCCGCAGUUGAUGUUGGGCACUGCAAGAAAUUUUAAGAAUGUAUUGAAGACCUAUUAAUUUUGAUGGUGAAUUAUAUAAGGAUAUUUGAUGUUUUAAUCGGUGCAUAUAAGUCGAGUUUUGUUGGAAGGUUCGGAAUCACUAUUUUUCCGUGAAAUUUCUUUGAUUUUUUAAUAGAGAGGAGAACGGAGAUUGCCAAGAAUCGAAUUCAUCCAUUCUUUCCUUCAAAUCGAUGUUUUUCUUGCUAUUUCAUGCUUGCUGGUGAUUCCGUCGCCAUGGAAGCAUACCAAAAAUUUACAAUGGUUUCAUAUUUGUUGCUAAAGAAAUCGUUUUUUGCGUAUUUUUAUAAUAAUUUCUGCUUUCCUACACGUGGAUCUCCAUUUCUCUUCCCAAAACCCUAAGCUUUCCUAAUUUUUCCCAGAUAUAUUUUAAAGCCUCUCCCGUUGCUCGAAUCACGACCCAUCCCCAUGUAAAACCGUCGGAUUUGGCUUUUUACCGUACUUUAUUUCCAUUUUUAUUGUUUUACCCUAUCCGAGUUGGGUUAAAAAUAAACCACAGCUUCCUCUCCUCCUACCAUUUCUCCCACUCCAUUAAAUUCCCUUCCUUUUCGGUGCUGAGGGGUUUGGAAGGAACGCACCCGACCAUGGCACUCUCGUGAGAAGGACAGAAGACAAGCAACCAAAACAUCAAUUUUUAUAGUACAAAGAAACGAAUUGAAUACGCAUGACCAUCCAUUGUUUGACGCACCUUCGGCGGUUAUCCCGCUCCUCUGCCGGGAGUUUUCGUAUGGUCUGGCUCAGACUACGUUACCCAACGACCUCCCCUGUGCCCGCCAUCCAUGGAAAACCCGGCCCGAUCUCCAUGGUUUGGCCUUCUUGCAAUGAAUUCAGAGUGCUCAAUUCCUGAUGAUUGCUGCAUUGCCCAAUAUUUCCCCAUUCAGAUCUCCUUCUCGUCAUCUUUUAUGGAUAUGAGGAUCUGGUGCCAUAGCUCUAAAUAAGGUGGUUUAUGAAGAAUCCAUCAAUGUGGUUUGCUUUGGAGGGAGUUGUGGAUGGAUAUGUGUAGAAUUGAGCCACCAGGGACCGUGGCGCAGCAGAAGGCAGCCCAGACGGAAGAUACUCAAAGGCCCCCUUUGGUUCCUUCUGAGAAGAACAAUGCUGCCCUGGCCACCCGCAAGCUGCGGACGAGGGAAAUUUCUUCUAGGUACAAGUCGGGGAUCUCAUCGACUCCUCUUUCAACUCCUACCACUCCGAGGCGGAGCUCGUCUCCAAGUGCCGGUCGCACACAUGCCAUGCCAGGAACUUCGCUGCCGAAGAGAUCCCAAUCAGCAGACAGGAGAAGACCCACUACGCCUUCAUCGAGGUCCUCUGCGACUUCAUCCCCCUCGUCCAGGCCUUCCACACCCUCUUCGCCGUCUUCAAGGUCUACCACACCAGUGCGUGAUGCAGUGACAGAGAUGCAUAAUACUUCACGGCGGUUGCUUAGCGGCCGGGCUCCGGAUGGCUUGUGGCCUUCGAUGCGGAGUCUGUCUGCUUCUUUUCAGUCAGAAUCUGUCUCAGUUCCUGUUACUAAGAGGGACAAGGCGGUUCCUGAUUCCUCUUCAGAUCGCACGUUGAAGUCACCAGCAAAUGUUGCAGCAGAGAGGAAGAGGACUCCUCUGAGGGGAAGGAAUACCUCUGAGCAAUCAGAGAAUUCUAAGCCUUUGGAGAGCUUGCAUGCAAGGGUAAUAGAUCAACACCGCUGGCCCGCUAUGAUGGGUGGAAAGGUGUCUGCAAAUGCCUUGUCAAGAAGCGUGGAUCAUACCGAUAGGGUUAACAAAUCUGUCCCUUCGUCAAUUCCAUCUCGAGGGGUUUCACCAAGGAGAAUUCCCACAUCUGAUGUUGCAGGUAGAGGCCUCCAACACUCCUUAAGUGAGGUGGCAAGGCGACUGGCUCUUGAUGGAAGUGGAAAAGUACAGCAAAAUAUGAAUUUGAGUGUAAAUAUAUCUUCACAUCCUUCAGGAAGAUCUUUAUCAGCAACACGUCCUAGUAGGACUCAGUCAUCACCAAUUCCAGGUUUACAUCGCCCUUCAUCACCAAAUAAGGCUUUAUCAACAACCUCAGCUAGGGGAAUGGUGAGUCCGUCCCGGUCAAGACCAUCAACUCCAGGAAUGCUGAGUCCAGCUAGAUCGAGACCGUCAUCCCCCAUGUCAUCAACUAGCUGCACGACUCCUCAAGCAGGCAUGACAUCCUCUGUUUUCAACUAUAUUGUUGAUAUGCGAAAAGGAAAGAAGAAUGCAAGCCACAUAGAGGAUGCACAUCAGCUGCGGUUGCUGUACAAUAGGGACCUGCAGUGGCGCUUUGUCAAUGCCCGAGUAGAUGACACUCUAUCCAUUCAGAAAAUGAGGACAGAGAAUAUUCUAUACAGUGUGUGGAAUACUACUUCAAAACUGCGUGAUUCUGUUAUGAUGAAGAGGAUUGACGUGCAGCAGCUGAGACAAGAAUUGAAGUUGGCCAUGAUAUUGAGAGAACAAAUGGGAUACCUUGAAAACUGGGUGGCAUACGAAAGAGAACAUUGUUGUUCUUUGUCAGGGGCAGUUGAAGCUCUAAAGGCAAGCACACUACGUCUUCCAGUUACUGGAGGUGCAAAGGCAGAUAUGCUUUCUGUGAGGAAUGCUGUUAGUUCUGCAGUUGAUGUUAUGCAAGCUAUGGGAUCCUCUAUCUGUUAUUUGUUAUCGAAGGUAGAGGGUACAAAAGCUCUGGUUUCUGAAUUAUCAGCUGUUGCAGCCAAAGAAAGAGCGAUGCUUGAUGAAUGUAGAGAAUUAUUAGCUUCAGCAGCAGCAAUGCAGGUGAAAGAGGCCAGCCUUAGAACACAUCUCAUACAGUUGAGACAGCAUGCAUGUAAGCUGGAGUAGCGCAAAGCAACAUCCAAUGAUGAUGAGAGCCCAGUGCUCUCUGUGGCUAACAACUUACAAUUGGUAGAGAUCACAACACCUGUUAGGCUCAGUCACUGUAAAUUUGUCUUCUGUGGAUGGGCACAUUCAUAUUGUUUCUUUCUUUUUUCUUUUUCUUUUUUUUUCUCUUUGUUCUCUUUUCCUUUCAAAGGGCUGCGGGCUAUAUUCUUUCCCCAUGUAAUUUUUUAAUCACUCACAUGGAAAGAAAAAAAAAAAUGCUGUGGAAUUGAAAGCCAAAGGUCAAAGGAGUCUAGCUUCCCUUUCAUCAAGAAAAAGGGUAAAGGAGUAUAGCAGAAGUGCAUGUGCUUAUGUGAACACUAACUACAUACGGUUUAUGACCUCACGAUGCCUGUAGAAGCCCAGGAUAGCGGCUAGCUGAGAGUAUAAUUAUUCUGAUUGCACUUGGCAUGCACACCAUGGCAUUGAGUUCUUGGAUGAUGAUUUACGAAAGGGCAUCUGGUGGGCAGGGAUCUUGGUUGCAGGACAUUGUUCGAUCCCAAAUUUUGAGAUGGAACCUGUUUUGGCAUUGGAUGACUGGUUUUGCAAUCUUACACUUGCUGAAUCCAUCAACAGUUAACCCCAUAGGACCUGGUUGCUUAAGUACUAGACAUAUUGGCGAGGAUUUGUUUGCAGCUACUGUUGUAGUUAUAUUUUCUUUGAAGUGUGUCAAAGGUUUGCAAAUUGGUCAACAGAAAAGGCUGCCGUUUUUGCUGAUUUGAAACCUAGAGGUAGUCUGCUCCUCCAUUUUUGGUGGUCUUUUUUCUUGGUGGAAUAAUGGUGGUUCUCUUGCUCCACAGUUGAGCUUAUUUUGAUCUUACACUUUGGUUGAAUCCAUUGGCAAAUGUUUGCAAAUGGGUUGACAGAAAAUGCUGUUUUUGUUACUGAUUUUUUUGUUGAGGGGUGGAAUAAAGGGUCUUCUCUUGCCACGCAUUAA